Messenger RNA from Didymosphaeria variabile, 1656 nucleotides. RefSeq lists its product as uncharacterized. The record is from RefSeq and is a predicted model, not a curated record. Bases 1 to 1656 code for a protein of 551 amino acids. Gene Ontology annotation, biological process: intra-Golgi vesicle-mediated transport. NCBI's taxonomy places the organism in Eukaryota, Fungi, Ascomycota, Dothideomycetes, Pleosporales, Didymosphaeriaceae. The transcript has 2 exons. Gene Ontology annotation, cellular component: trans-Golgi network; TRAPPII protein complex.
AUGGCUGCCCUCACAGAAGCCCAGCCUCGUGGGAGCGCCGAGUUCGUCGAGAGUUCGAUUCUUGAAGCUGUCGUUCCCUCGGAUUCCGACUUUGAUGUCGAAGACGAGAUAACGUCCUGGGAUGGAUCCAAUGAAGAAGAGAAUGGCUCGGUCCUGCCGUUUCUGUCGCAGCGGCAGGUGCUCCUGCUUCUAGAUGAACUAGUUCCAGUCUACAUUGUCUUCCGUACUCCGUUGAUGGAAGACGCCACUCUGAAAACUUAUCUAUCAAGACUAGCCGUCAACGUAGAGGCGAUUGCUUUCAGUACCGCUCCUCCACCAGAAUCGGAAGCUAAAGGACCGCCCCCCAAAGAGGUCAUUUCUUCAGAGACCAUCACUGAUGCAAUUGAGCCGGUCGUUGUACGCCACGAUGAAGAAGGCUCCCCUCACAUCUACGUGGUCUGGAAGUUGGAGAUUUUCAUAAGUAAGCUCAUUUUGCGCCGGUGCUAUCUUAUUGUCUCACACUCAACAGGUCGUCCGAGAGCUCGUUUCCACAAGCCAGCGGUGUACUUCCAGCCCACAGCAUCCCUGAAGCCAGCAGAGAAGAUAAGUGUUCUUGAGGAUGAAUACCUACCGAGCAGAGUCCCAACAGCCCUGAAUCUUCUUCAAUCUUUUGAAAGCGAUCCGGCGUUGGCCGGCAUCCAUCCACGCCUUUCUGCGCUGCGCAUAAACAAGAUUGCGCCCACUGCACCUGUCGCCAAAGAGUUGACUAGACCGAUCCGAACCGGCCAAAGGCGGCUCUUCCGUGCAUUACCUGCGUUGAUAUGGCGAGUGAGAUACUCCAAGGUUCAAUCCGCCAUAAAUGACAUGUCUCUUAUGGCCUCAUUGGACCUCGAGGUCGCAUACAUCACUGGAUGCCGGCUGACCAUCGAGGAUGUACAUCUGUCGUUGCGAGGAGGAGAGGUGAAGCCCAUAUCCGACCACAGUCUCAUCAAGCACAUCCACAAGCCUGGCGAUCAACUCACGUCUCUAUAUAAAAUCACGCCAGAUCUGGCUGUGGAUGGCACGCCACUCCUUGGCAACGAGGGUCAUCUGUUGACUCUGGAGAUCAAGGCCAAGGUCCUGGUUUCGGAAGAUUGCCAGCCCCAAGUAAGCAUUGGGUGGCAGACAGCCGUGGACUUUUCUGCCGAGCAAAAUUCGGCAUUGGUGAAAGCGGCCCACAGACUGAGCAAUCCUUUGACACAUGCACCUAAAAAUCAGGAAUCAGACUCAAAUGCUACCCAGGAAAAAGACGGGCAACAGGUGGAGAAACACCAAGACACCUCAAUACAUGUGACCCUAACAAUAACUGGACCACCUCAGGUCACAGUUGGCGAAAUGUUCAACUGGAAUGUCUUCAUUGUGAAUCGGUCCGACAAAACUCGAAAGCUUGCUGUCUUGGUUGUCCCUAGGAGGCGGCGAGACUACGAUAGGCAACGACCGCUAUCGUCAGCAUCCUCAAUUGCGGGUUAUCGCUCCGACAAGAAAGAACUGCUCGCGAAUGCCGUGGUAGAUGAGAACAUCGUAUAUGCCAAACAGAAGAACGCACGCACAGAGACAGCAGAGCUGAUAUGCUUGACCACGGAUAUCAGGAUUGGGUACGUUCAAUUGCGCCAACCCAUUUCUCGGACUAUCUGCUAA